Anguilla anguilla (European eel) is the source of this 1117-nucleotide messenger RNA. RefSeq names its product FKBP prolyl isomerase 7 (gene fkbp7). The record is from RefSeq and is a predicted model, not a curated record. Gene Ontology annotation, molecular function: peptidyl-prolyl cis-trans isomerase activity; calcium ion binding. The coding region runs from base 339 to 986 and encodes 215 amino acids. The transcript is spliced from 4 exons. NCBI's taxonomy places the organism in Eukaryota, Metazoa, Chordata, Actinopteri, Anguilliformes, Anguillidae.
UAGGCGAAGUAUGUUUGGUAGUAGUUUUAUUAGUUCGUGUAGUUAGCCAAAUAUUAUCAUGCGCCUUUCCAUUUUAACGAAAUUUUGAUUUGAAGAAAAUUUGCAGUGUGAAGAAAAGUAGCAGUCGCAGACGUCUGUGAAAUGUACAUUGGUUUGUUUUGGGAAAAAGUUUUUUUUUUGUUUCCUGUUUCGGUGCAAUGCAAAUUCCAAGAUGACUGAUUUGAGAAUUUGGGUUGUGUUCUUUCCUGCAUGUGGGCUGGACUGGGUGGAGUCAUCCCUGAGUCUGUUCUUGCCACGCAGUCACUCGCGUGUCAUACUCGAACGUUCGCUCUGAAACAAUGGGGUUUGCUGUCCGUUUAUUUUUAUGUUUACAUGUGUGCAGCUUCUUCGUAGAUUUUACGGUCGCUAACGAAACAAAGGACGAAGUUAAAAUUGAGGUUAUAUUUAAGCCCGAGAACUGCGCAAAGAAGAGUAAAAGGGGAGAUUUAAUGAAUGCUCAUUAUGAUGGAUUCCUUGCAAAAAAUGGCUCACAAUUCUACUGCAGUCGUUCAGAAAAGGAUGGACACCCGAAGUGGUUUGUUUUAGGUGUUGGUCAAGUGAUGAAAGGUCUAGACAUUGGAAUGGAUGGCAUGUGUCCUGGUGAGAAAAGAAAAUUAAUAAUCCCUCCCUCAUUAGGAUAUGGACAACAAGGCAAUGAAAAAGUUCCUCCUAAUUCAACACUGAUCUUUGAGAUUGAGCUAUACUCUGUAUCUAGAGGACCACGCAGCAUGGAGGCCUUCAGGGAAAUGGAUUUGGAUAAGGACAGAUCCCUUUCAAAAACUGAGGUGAAGAAGUCUCUGAUGAUUGAGUAUGAGAAAGGUGGUACUCGGCGUGAUGACUCAUUUUAUGAUGCCAUUAUUGCUGACAUAUUCCACAAGAGUGACCACAAUGGGGAUGGAAUGAUAUCCGCAAAGGAGUACAAUAUUUAUGACCACGAUGAGCUCUAGCAGCCACCAGUAACACUGCUUCACCUGAUGCUGUGUUUUUUAAUAUGAACAAUUCACACAUGGAUGAAUACUUUGAUGUGAAUAUUUCGCAUGACAGAUAGUUUUGUCAAAUAAAUACCACUACAACAAAC